AGCAAGCCGGUAUUAUCUAAUCAGAAGAAAAUAUUUUACUUUAUUCUCCGCCGAAAUGUUCAAACCUUCACCUGUCAAUUUUUCAAUUACGUUUAUAGCCAUGACUCCGAGCGUUGGCAUACGCUCAUUCGUUUGUCCCUUUCUAAAUAAGAGCAUCUUCCCGCUCUCACACACAGUGGAAACACACGCGCACUGCCAGAGGCGCCAUUUUUAAGCUUGGCUGUGUGUGUACCAUCUCGCGUCGUAUUUGCAAUGCGAGAGUGGCAUAUUCAUUUUAUUCCUCCGUUUUUUGGCACCGUAGCAGCCAACUCUUGUUCAUAGAGUCUUUGUAUUGCUGAAAUCGUAUCGAAUAAUCGCGAAUUUAGGCGCAAUCAACAGGAAAACUGGUAGCGCACAGUGAACAGACGGAGAACGGCAACGUUUUGGCCGUUUCCCUCCGGUGGAAAAACCCUCCCGUCGAACCAGGAGUGUGUUUUCGAGCAGAGCGCCGUUUCUCCCUGCAUCUUAAACACCAGCGCCAUUUCGACGUACCAUCGGUGACGGUGUCCCGUUUUGUGUGUUCCCGUGAAUAUCGUGGUGCAACCUUUACGAUCCGGCAUUCGCCUUUCGUUGCACGGCACAGGAUAGAGGUAAACAGUAAAGUUCAGGUAAACGACGGAUCUAUUGCUGCCAUCUGCAAAUCGUAAACUGUGUGUGCGGCCGGGCAAGCAGAGAGAAACGAUUGCAAUCGUCGCAAAACAAAGCCAACGCACUGUGGCGUCACGUUGCCGUCGUCGUGCAAAUAGUACGAAAAAAAACACAUCAAAUGCGAAGGGCUACCCGCUAAAGGGAAGGGAAAAGAGUUGAGAGAAAGUGCGUAAUCGUAAACUGAAUCCACACAGUGCCCGUUGCCAACGCCAUUCGGUUGAACUGUCAUUGCAAAGCGAACCAUCAACGCAAAGCGUAGAUCAUCGCUGCCAGCCCAACUUCUCGAAAAUUAAAAAAAAAAAAACAAAUCGUUCCUGUAUCGUGGAACAGUUCAGCAGCUUGCAGCGCAAUCCGGUGUUACAGCCGCUCAAAGGCAAGGUGAAAAAGUGCUCAUCGUUACCACGAUUGUUCCACGCGUUUUUCCUGAUUAGCCCACCGUCUCUGCAUUCCGCCACCAGUAGGAAUUCUUGCUCAUCAUGGUACAGGGUGGAAGUGCGUGAGUGAGGGCUGAUGCAACCUAUCAUCGUCUUCCACGGACCCAAACACGGCGUGAGAUAAGGACGGCAGACGAAGCAGCAGUAGGCAGCGACGAAAGAGAAACUGAAGAUUUUCCUCCAAGCUCGCACACAGCCAGCAGCAGCCAGCCAGCCAGCUCCCCAAAGCAAAGGGAAAGUCACGCGCGUCAAAUUGACAGCAUACGUAGUGUGCGGCGAUAUAACUCUCUUGCCACGGCAACGGUGCCAAUAGUUGAAGCAGCAGCAGCGGCAGCAUAGCGUGUUGUGUGUGUUUUUUUUUCCUUCGCCCUUGUUCGUGCGUUGUGUCAGUUGGUUACAUAAAAGAAUCGACUUUAGGAGACGACAAGAAGGUACCACUACUUACGGCGAAACCGCAAGUAGUUUUGACUGAAAGCGCGCACAGUCGAUCACCAAGGUAGACACAAAAGAUAAGUCCGUUUAAGUGCAUUUAGCGAGAAAGAGAAAGUGAUAGCAGAGGGUAAGUGGAGGAACGUGCGUAAAGUACAGUGGGGAAUAAAAAAAGCUAAUCAUACCCCAUCCCACCCCCAGCGCGCAUAUCGUGCAGUGCGUCAAGUGAUUUAGCAGCAAAGCAUCGCCGAUCAAGUUAGUCGCGAAUGUGUGUGCUUUAGUUUGUAUAUUAAUAUACACUGUAAGUGUGUGUGUGUGUUUGUGUUUGUAUGCUGUGUACUUUACUAGCGUCACCGCGAAAGGACAACCGUGUAUAGAGUGGUGGUGAAAAACAAGGAAAAUCAGCAUAGCUAGCUCAUCAUCACUAUACUAACUCUUUCCCGAUCGUUUCAAACUAUCGCAUUCGACGAUCAAGCAUUUGUGCGUGUGUGUGUGCAGCGAGCAGCAGAGCGAAGGGAGAAAAAGUCUCCCGCGCAGGAAAAGUUAGUCAAAAUUCCAGUCCCGACGCGAAGCCAUAGAGAAGGCUCCUCCUUGAGCCGCUCGGACGAUAGCAGCGAAAUGAGCAAGCGCAACAAAACUCGUCCCGGUCCGGCCAGGACCCAGAGGCAACGUUCAAUUCAAGCGGAUGGCAUUUACAACAAUGCUCCGUUUAUGCAUGCAGCCACAUCACACGUAGGCAAUAUUGUCCAGAUCCAAACACCGGCCGGUCACAUAUACGAAGGAGUGUUCAGGACAUUUUCCUCACAGUUUCAGAUUGUGCUGGAAAUGGCACAUCGCGUUGAGAUCGGUUCCGACCAGAAGCCAAAAAUUAUAGUAGAAUCUUUCGUCGAUCGCCUGAUCUUCAAACCGAACGACAUAGUGACGCUAGCCGCGAAGGACGUUGAUCCAGAGGACGCUACGAGGGACACGUUCAAAACGGAUACGGCCAUUUCGCGCUGCAACGGCACGAACUGGCUGGAGGAUCGCGUACUCGAACCGUGGGACGAGAGUGGCGAUGUGAACGGUGAAUCCCUUGAGCACAGUCUCGAGCUCGACUCGAACGCGGAAGGUUGGGAUGUGAAUGAUAUGUUCCUGAAGAACGAACAGGUGUACGGUGUGCAGUCCACGUUCGAUCAAUCGCUGUCCGGGUACACGGUACAGAUUCAGAAGAAAGACAGCGAAGAAUUUAAGGUGCAGGAGCAGGAGGCUGAAAAGAUUGCGAACGAGAUAGAGAACAAUCCGGUGUACAAAGAGCGCAUCGAUAUCGAGAACGGUGACGAAGAGGCCGCCUUUGCAGCGGUUGUCCGUCCGAACAGCAGUAACGUCAGCCCGCAGCCUGCCGCCGCUCAGCAGCAGGGCACGGGCAGUGCUACUAGCGAUAAGAACUCGAACAACGUAAACAGCAACAGCGGCAGCAGUGCUAACGCAGCGAAUAGUAAUAGUAACGGAACCAAUAACCUAACGAACAAUACAAGCAAUUCGACCAACAAUAACAAUAAUACGGUACAGGCGAUGCCUUCGAACACAAAGUACGUAGUGCCGGCGAGGCGCAAGGGCCAGCCCGGCGGCAAGCUAGUGGUUCGUAGCCCAUCCUUGGCCAACAGUAACAACAAUAACGGAGGUCCACCGGUGGUGACGGCUCAGCAGCAGCAGCAGCAGCAGCAACAACAACAACAACAGCAACCCCCCAGUCCCCAAGCUCCGCACAAGAAUAGUUACGGACAGAUGAUGUCACAGCAGCAGCAGCAACAACAGCAACAGCCUCCGCCGGGCGGUCAACAACAUGGCGGUGGUGGUGGUGGUGGUGGCAUGGGUCAUCCACCUGGUCCUCAGUAUGGUAUGCAUCCGAAUCAAUCGCCCUACGUACACGUGCAACAUCAGCAGCAACAGCAGCCGCCACCGCAACACGCCCAAUCGUCGGUUAUGAACUCGAAUAAGAUGAAUGGCGAUGGUAGAGGCGAUAUGGCAGGUGGUCCACCAGGAGGGGGCGGUGGCGGUGGUGCUGGUGGAAAUAUGAAUGUAAAUAGCAACCAAAAGCCUCUUCCGCAGCGUGCAGUACGGCAAUACGCGAAUGCACAGGCCCCGGUGACGUACAGUGAGCCACCGCCAUCGCUUAACCCGCAACAGAUGGCUGGCCAAAUGCAGCCCAUGUCCACGAAACCACCGAUGCACCUAGCGCAUCCGCAUCAUGCUGUUGUACCGCCCCAUAUGCCACCGCCGAAUGUCGUACCGGCUGAGCAUGUUGUGAUUCAGCAGCAUCCCAUGGCGAUGCCACCGCCAGUUCAGCAGCAACAGCCUCCACCGUCCCAGCAGCAACAGCAGCAGCAGGCCCAAGUGCAGGCACCACCGCCCCAACCCCAGCGUACGGUUGUUGUUCGAAAUCGGGACAUGGAUAUUGACAGUCUGCGUAAAUUUGGGCAAGACUUUAAGCUGGCACCGCCACAGCAGCAACCGCCAAUUCCAAAUGUUCAUCAGCAACCGCCACCUCCGACUCCACAGCAGCAACAGCAACAACAACAACAGCCACAGCAAGGGCCACCCUCGCACAAUGUCGUCGUCCAACAGCAACAACCUCCUCAACAGCAACCCGACCACACAUCACCGCCAUCGCUGGACAGUUCGCCACCGUUGGUGAACAGCCAACAGCAAGGCAAAAUGGUGGUAUCGGCACCACCGCACAGCGAACCACCACCACAGUCUGCGGCACCAUUGAAUCAGCAGCAAAAUCAAGCCUCGCAAACCGCUUCGGGCAUGGUGGUGGUGCCAACACAACUGUCCGCCCAGUCGCCACACCUGGUACAGCAGCCACCUCCUUCAGUAGUGCAGCAACCGCAACAACCAAUCCAACAACAGCCGGUUUCUGUUGGUGGUUCGCCGCCCCAACAACAGCAACCGCAAACGAACCAUGUCGGUGGUGUUCCAGCCGGUGCGCCAGCUGCUACGGGCCCUGUCGGUCCAAAUGCGGUCACCGGUAGCAUAACACCCAGCGCUGCACCGAACGGUAAUGCAAAUGGCGUCGGUACACCCGACGGAACGGCUGCCAAUGGAAGUGCCAGCGGCGAGCAAAAGCCUGGUACGGCUACAAAGAAAGUGUUCACAUUGAAUCCGGCAGCGAAACCAUUUACUCCGCGCAGUCCAAGCACCCCUAAUCCGUCACGCCCACCAAACACUAACAGUAACAUAAGUAUCAUUAAUGGUAAUCCUUAUUUCGCACGCCCACUGAAAAGUCACACGUCUUCUAGCCCGCACACACCGCAAACGCCGGGCCCAGCCGCGUUAACGCAGGGCUCCUUCCAGCCACCGUCACCGCAUGUAAUUCAGCAGCCGUUCGUGAUGUCGUAUGUGGUGAAUCCGUCCUCAUUCCAAACCGCCCAACAGCACCAACAGGUGGCACAGCAGACGCGCAUCCGUAAUGGCCGACAAGGUAGCUACCGGAAUGACAUUUUCCCAGUCGGUGCGUCGCAGAUGCAGGUAGCCGCAGCAACCGGACAGCCACUGUUGGCGCCCAAUCCCAUUCAAAUGAUCCCAACCCCGUACGGACCGACGCUUCAUCAGCAACCGUUCCAAACGGCGCCACCAUUCCAUCAGCAGUACCGUAUCUACGAUACGCCGCAACCGGCCCCGCUCCAAUUUCUUACGGCGACCCCGCCGUCCACCACGCCGUCGCCCGGCCAACCCCACCAGCAGUAUCAUCCAGGACCGCAACCGUCACCAGCUGGCGGUGGCCCACCAACAUACCAAACCGUACACCAUCAGCAACCGACACCGUAUCCGAUACCGGUCUGUCCACUCGUACCGCCGCAGGUUGUCUACCAAAACAUCCCUUCGGCACCGCAGCAAAACCAUCAUCAGCAGAAUUUGCACGUCAUGCACGUUGCGCAACAUCCGUCGGCACAGUAGCAUAAGUUCUCUGCCGGCGCACCCGGUUCCAACGGUUGCCCUCCGCCACAUCCAUCAUAUGCAAAAGUGUUGAAAAACUAGGGCGAUCAGAUCGCGAAUAGGCUGCAGGGGAUCGAUGAAAAUGGGUGGUGGCCUCGACUCAAUACACAUUUCGCACAUUUACGGCAUUUGUGCAUAUAGAAAGGAAGAAAAAAACAAACAAUUUUGAGCCCAUACAAUGGCGUGGAAGAUGAUCGUACUGAAUUAUACAUCUAAAAUUGUCUUCGGAAGUGUUAUUACUACUUUAUAGUAGCGUGACAGAUCGUACCGUGCGAAACGAUUUGGGCAGCGAUAAAGAUGACGAACAAAUUGGAAGCAUAUAGACAUGCAAGUGGCACAUUACCGUCAACGAAUGCAUGAAGCCAAUGUAAAUCAAGAUUUAAACUACAUUACGCUAUUUUUCCCAUACUAUCAAACGGCCAUUGAGUGCAAGAACAAUGUAUAGUUUCUGUUUUUAAAACCAAUCAGAAUCGUGUACUACCCAUAAUGGGCAACAGCAAAAAAAAAAUGCUUACGUGUUUCGAUUUGUUAUUUUUUGUUUCGCAAUAAUGUUUUUGUUUUAUUAUUAUUGCGACAAGCACAUUCCCCUUUCCUGCUGGUGAAGGAUUUUUUUUCAAUUACUUCCCAAAUGCCCAAUUAAAAAAGGAGAAAAAACAGUGUUUAAAUGUGAAUGCCAAGUAACGAAAUUUUAUGUUGUUCAUCGCUCGUUUGUAUUGGUGUGUGAGUAUCAAAAGAAAAGCUCAUGAUCGAAUGUUUUUGAAUGUAAUUUAAGCAGAAGAAAUGGAUCGCAUUAUAGACUUAACGAUCCAUGAAGGUUCGCAUUCGUGUUUUGGGGGUUGAGAAUUUAAGCAAAUAGUCGUGUGGAUGAAAGAAAUCACACAUUUUUGACCGGCUCUCUUAGAUUUCGGAUAAGUGGCUUUUUUGGGAGGGGGAGAGAAAAACUAAUAAUAUCGCAAAUCGUACUGAUUGUGCGUACGAUUGGAACAUGAGAAACGAUAGUUAAAAAAAUAAGCACUCUUGUUUGUUGGCUCUUUUCUUUCUCCGUAGAGAAAUGAAGUUGUCUGUAUUCUUUUUGCUCAUAGUCAAACAAAUAAAAUAUACACUCAAAGAUAAGGAGAAAGUGGAAGAACGGGCGUGUGAGUUAUUGAACCCACGGAAGUGGGUUUGGCAUAGUAAAUUCGGGAGGGUUGUAUAAAAUAGUAGGUUGAGGGUAGCGUAAGAUUGUACGCGAGAAUCCCGUCGAUGGGCUGUACAUUAUUGCACGAGAAAUGAUAAAAAAAAUCCAAGAAAUGACAAGCCAAGUUUACAACAACGUUUAAGGAACGUGUCGCAAAUACACGACAGAUCGCGGUCAUUUUACACGGCUUUGCAGCGGGCGAAGAAAAGUGUAUGAAACGAUAAAGAUUCAAAUGCGUGUGGAGUAGGAUAAAGUUUGUGGCGAAUUCGGAACGCAAACUCCCGACAGCAAAGGCAUUCGCAUCUUAGCAAAGUAAUACAUUAUUAGAUAAAUGAAAUUAAACUAAAUAGUGAUAAUGGAGCGAAUAAGCAGCAACGGUGCAACGCACGACAGUUGAUCGUGUAAGAAAACUAGUGCAACCAGUACACGUUGAAAUCUCUUAGUUUAUAGCAAGAAGCGGAUGGAAUGUGUGAAUGGUAACCGGAAUGCGGAAUGAGAGUGAUAGAUCAUGAAUGUAUGUAAUUAUAGGUAAGGUAAUUAGGCAAGGGAAUUCUUCCAUAAAUGCUUGUGGAAAGUUUAGGGAAAACAAUCGGAUAUGUACAAAGCAAAAACUAGUGAUUAGAAGAGCAAGCAAUGAAAAGCACUAGCCGGAAUCGUUCGAGCAUCUGUACCCUGCGAAGGGUGGGCAAAGACAAAUGUUACAUAUGCGACUAACGCGUGUAAGCAACCAGAACGAGAUGAUGUUUGGAGUGGAAAGCAUGUGGAGUUUGGAGUGGAGUUCAAAACGUAGCCAAUAAAUUUAAUUUAUUGAACGUCCCAUUUUUUGGGCAACAGACGACGGCACACGAUCGAUAAGGUGGUAAAUAGUUAUUAGACAAAACCACACAGGACGAGAUCUAGCGACGGUGAAAGAGAGAAAAAUACAUAUACUCGUGAAGAAACAUCCGAUUCACUCAUCCUACAUGGGCGUGUAUUGUGCAGAUUACAGUAUGAUCACACAUUAGCAAUACAGCGUAGAGCAACAAACUAAUUUUAGCUAGUUCGAAGGACUCGAGAUGAGCAGGUGUAACAGGACGAGAUCAUUUAGCAAGAUGUGACUGUGGUGAACUACUAACUAGGCUAAUGACAGAGACAGAGACAUAGAGAUACAGUUCGGUGCUAUUGAGGUGAAAUUGGGUAGAAAGAUAUCAAAAGAAGGCGAACGCUGAUAAAAGAAAACGUGUUGAAGAAUUGCAAGAACGUGCAAAACUAAGCAAACAACAUGUUAAACAUGUUCGGAUGUAAAAAUUAUAUGCAUACAACAAAGAAAAAACAACAACAAGCAUACCAAUAAGGUAUCAAAGGACACACAAAGAACAGAGACGAACACGAUAAAAGGUGUAGUAAACGAAACAAAUGCUGUUUGCUAGCAGCAAAAAUUGAUUGUGUGGGAUUUUUUCUGCAUAAUAAAUGAGAAGAUGGAAACAAGACAAUUGUAAAUUAUGUGCAGCAAACGCGACGGAAACAGACGGAAACGAAUCUUCAAUGGAAGAGUAAAACGUCAAAUUGAAGAAGUGAUCAUCGUUAGUACAUGCAGCGGAGUAAUGGAACAAAAUCAUUGUGUUUAAACGAGCACACACCAAACGAAGAGGAGAAGCGUUAGGGAAACGUUAGGCCAACAGCAAAACGUGGCUAAUUAGCCAAUACAACCAAUUCCAAACUUAAAUUGCAAUUUUUCCCUUCUUCUAAAACACACAGACUAUCGAAAUAGUAAUGUUCAAACUGUUCCAUACAUGUUAUGAACAAUCCAUACAUCAGUAACUCUCGCUCUGUGUAAAGUUAUGUUGUUUUUCUUCGUUGAGCCACAGAAGAAGACAAAUGGGAAAAGAAUAUCGUUACUAUACAGUUGAACUGAUUGCCGCCACCUGCCAGCGAUAUGAAUGGUUUACUUUGCAAAACACAAGAAGCAAAUAAACACGAAACCAAACCUAGAAAAGUGUAAGGUGUAAACGGAGUCGAUCGCGCAUUGAGGAGAAAGAUUGAAUUAGAGUUGGGUAGAAAUGCACAGCCGAGAGCUUACGAGAACCGUGGAAAAACAUUGUUAAAUCUUUUUUUUUUUAUUUGUUUUCCAUCUACAAACAAUCGCCUGUCGCCCGUGUAGAAUCGUACCGAUAGAAGAAUAAAGAUCAGACUAGGAAAUGGAAUAGAACUAACAAAUAUAAAGCAAAGAAUCAUACAGAAGUGACUGGAAAGGAUGCAAAUACAUCACACACUGAAGCGCAUCACGGAGAAUACUUACCAAUAAGAUAUGCACCUGAGCGUUUGGUGCAAAUGAAGUGUGCAGCAUCCGUGCGUUGGAACGAUUCUAUCGGGUUGAAACUAUGGCGCAAGAAAUGUUAUUGUUUUACUUUCUUAUUCUUUGACUGUAAAGAGGAAAAAAGAGCAACAAACGAUCAGUGAAACAAAAAACAGAAAAAAUAAUAAAAAAAAACACGCUAAACAAAACCAAAA
This is a messenger RNA of Anopheles funestus (African malaria mosquito), 9195 nucleotides long. Its product is annotated as ataxin-2 homolog. The coding region runs from base 2169 to 5489 and encodes 1106 amino acids. Gene Ontology annotation, molecular function: RNA binding. Lineage: Eukaryota; Metazoa; Arthropoda; Insecta; Diptera; Culicidae. The transcript is spliced from 5 exons. Gene Ontology annotation, biological process: cytoplasmic stress granule assembly. Gene Ontology annotation, cellular component: cytoplasmic stress granule. The record is from RefSeq and is a predicted model, not a curated record.